GAUGAAGACGAAACGAAAGUAACUGAAGACAACACGCAGAUCGCGUGGAUUUGAUGUCAUGUCCUAGAAAACAUUCUUAAUUUUCAAGCUUAAAGCACAGAAAAAAUGAGUGUUUCAAAUACAUAUGAAUUCUCUUCUUAGUGGACAAGACUGCAAGUCACAGUGAACAGCAGAUUGUUGUCUCAAGCCAGUGCUGAUCAAUGACAGUUUAUCUGCAGUCUGUCAGAGAAGAGAGGAAAGAUGAGUCUCUCACAGAAACAGAGUGUAAGAUCAGGAUCACAUGUGUCUGUGAAGAGUGACCGGUCAAAUGAUGAUGACAGACCAAACUUCAGUGAGAAAAAAACAUCUAUCAAAAGUGUAAGAUCAGACUCACAUAUGUCCAGCUCUGUGUCUGUGAAGAGUGACCAGUCAAAGGGUGAAGGACCAAACUUCAGUGAAGAAACAACAUCACGAACCAAACGGCUUCAGUGUGAAACAUUAGAUCCAGAUUUACAGUCUCACAGGAACCACAAUAAUUUUACAGACAGUCUCCUGCAGAUCUUCCAGGAUCUUGAGAGCAAAAUAAUGACAUUUCUGAAGAAAGAACUGGAAAAGUUUAAGAAAAUAUUACAAAAAGAGGACAUGCAAUACUUUGUGAAGGACUUUAAUGAGAACAGAUGCAGUAUGAAAGAAGCAGCUCUUGAUCUCACGCUCUACUUCCUGAGAGAGAUGAAGCAAGAUGAAGCUGCUGAUACUCUAGAAGAUGAUCUGGUCUUCAUUCAUCAGCUAAAGUGUAGCCUAAAGAAGAAGUAUCAGUGUGUGUUUGAAGGAAUUGCAAAGCAAGGUGACUCUACACUUCUGAAGAACAUCUACACAGAUCUCUAUAUCACUCAGGGUUGUAGUGAACAGGUCAAUACUGAACAUGAGGUGAGACAGAUUGAAGUUGCUUCCAGACGUCAUGAAUCACAGGAGAUACAGGUUGAGUGCAAACAUUUGUUUGAAGCACCUGAACAAGACAAGCAGAUCAGAACUGUACUGACAAACGGAGUUGCUGGCAUCGGAAAAUCAGUCUCUGUGCAGAAGUUUGUUCUGGAUUGGGCCGAAGGAAAAGAAAAUCAAGAUAUCAGCUUCAUAUUUCCUCUUCCAUUUAGAGAGAUGAACUUAAAGGAGCAAGAAAAACUAAGUUUGAUGGACCUUAUAACUCAGUUUUUCCCAGAGACAAAAGAACUGAACCUUACAAGAAGAAAUCAAUUCAAAGUCUUGUUCAUUCUUGAUGGAUUGGAUGAAUGUCGACUUCCUGUAAACUUUAAGGAUAAUGAGACGUGGUCUGAUGUUUCAUCACCAACCUCUCUGGAUGUUCUCCUGACGAACCUCAUCAAGGGAAAUCUGCUUCCUUCUGCUCUCAUCUGGAUCACCAGCAGACCAGCAGCUGCCAGUAAGAUUCCUCCUGACUGUAUCGACCGGCUGACAGAGAUACGAGGAUUCAAUGAUGCACAAAAGGAGGAGUACUUCAGAAAAAGAGUCACAGAUGAGAAUCAGGCCAAAGAAAUCAUUGAUCAUGUUAAACAAUCAAAGAGUCUCUUUAUCAUGUGCCACAUCCCAGUCUUCUGCUGGAUUUCAGCCACUGUUCUCCAGAACAUUUUAGAGGAGAAAAGAAAUAAUGUUGUGAAAAACAAUCAGGCUGAUGAUGCCUCCAAAACACUGCAGAAGUCAAAUACUGAAGACACUCCUAAGACUCUGACACAAAUGUACACACACUUCCUCAGAUUUCAGAUCCAGCAGAGCAGACAAAAGUAUGAUGGAGAACAUACACCAGAUGUUUCCUGGGAUAAAGAUGCCAUCUUUUCACUGGGGAAACUGGCAUUUGAUCAGCUGGAAAGAAACAAUGUGAUCUUCUAUGACACAGAUCUGGAAGCCUGUGGUAUUGACGUCUAUAAGGCAUCAGUGUACUCAGGCAUGUGUACCCAGAUCUUUAAGGAGGAAACAGGGAUCACUCUUGGUACCAUGUACUGCUUCGUUCACUUGAGCAUUCAAGAGUUUAUUGCAGCCCUUUAUGCACAUCUGUUUCUAGACAUCAACAAGAAAUAUGUGUUUGAUCAAGACUCUACAGAACAGAAAAACACAAAUUUCCUUCAGAUCCUUCUUGGAAAAUCCAAAAAAAACAUUAUUGAUUUGCUCAAGACUGCAGUGGACAAGGCACUAGAAAGUGAUAAUGGACACCUGGAUCUUUUUCUUCGAUUCCUCCUUGGUUUGUCACUCCAGUCCAAUCAGAGACUCUUACAGGGUCUGUUGACACUGGAAAAUAGAAAUGAGCAGAGUAAAAAGGAAAUAGUUCAGUACAUCAAGCAGAAAUUAGAGUCUAAUCUGUCUCCAGAGAGAUCCAUCAAUCUGUUCUACUGUCUGAAUGAACUGAACGACCAAACUCUGGUGGAAGACAUUCAGACCCACCUUAGCAAAGGAAGUCUCUCAUCUGCUGAUCUUUCACCUGCCCAGUGGUCUGCUUUGGUCUUUGUGUUGUUGACAUCAGACGAGGAGUUGGAGGAGUUUGAGCUUCAGAAAUUCAAGAAAUCAGACGAGUGUCUCAUUAGAUUAUCAGCGGUCAUCAAAACCUGCAAAAGAGCUCUGCUAAAUGAUUGUGGCUUAACUGACAAAAGCUGUCCAGCUCUGGCUUCAGUUCUUGGAUCAGAUACCAAUCUGAAAGAGCUGAACAUGAACAAUAAUAAUCUGCAGGAUUCAGGAGUGAAGCUCCUCUGCACUGGACUGAAGAAUAUAAACUGCAAAUUAGAGAUACUGAGGGCCCUCAUUUAUCAACAGUGCAUACACACAGAUGUGUGUGUAAUGAGUGCGUAAGAACAGUCUCAUGCAAAGUGUGGGAUCUUCCAUCUUGUACUUU
Carassius gibelio (silver crucian carp) is the source of this 2872-nucleotide messenger RNA. RefSeq names its product NACHT, LRR and PYD domains-containing protein 4E-like. The transcript has 9 exons. The record is from RefSeq and is a predicted model, not a curated record. The coding region runs from base 241 to 2829 and encodes 862 amino acids. NCBI's taxonomy places the organism in Eukaryota, Metazoa, Chordata, Actinopteri, Cypriniformes, Cyprinidae.